GCAUCCGAUUCUCUACGUCGCCUUCUUGCCCGCUCGAAGAGAAGGCGUUACUCAGUCACCUUUUCCCCUGCCCUUCUCGCUCCGCGCAAUGCCUUCCUUCAUCGCUCUUCUCCCUCUAGACUCCUCUGCUACAAGCUUUGGGUAAAAUUUGCUUCGAAUCCUUCAACUGUAUGCGCGACUCCCAUGAAUUCCUUUCUUGUGGAAUCCUGGUGGCUCUCUGGGGUUGCUUUACUUUGGAUGGCGAAAAGAGAUAAGGAAUCUGAACUGUUGCGCUCCACAUACCAUCUUUGUUAGUUUUUACCUGCAUCCCCGACUUCUUCCUUGGGUAUUAUUUCGGAGACGAAUAGAACUAUGCUGCAGAAUACGAGUUUCGAUGGAAGGUUUGGAAUGAUGCCCUUCUUUUUCUGCUUUGGUUCCAUGCUCUUUCUACCUUUCCACCAGGGCGUGCUGAUGGCUCAUGCAUUUACUGGUACUUAUGGGAUAAAUUAUGGUAGAAUUGCUGAUAACAUUCCUCCACCUGAAAGUGUUGUAACACUCUUGAAAGCAGCAAGGGUGAAAAAUAUCAAAAUCUUUGAUGCUGACCAUGAUGUUAUUCAGGCAUUUAAGGGGUCUGGGCUGCAGUUGGUGGUUGGAAUUGGGAAUGAGUAUCUUAAAGACAUGAGUGUAAAUGAAGAGCGCGCCAUGGACUGGAUUAAAGAGAACGUGCAGGCCUUUCUUCCUGGUACCCAUAUCAGUGGAAUUACAAUUGGGAAUGAAGUUUUAGGAGGAUCAGAUCAGGGACUAGAAGAGGCUCUCUUAGGUGCUAUAAAAAAUGUUUACAGUGCCCUGAGCAGGCUUCAACUUGCAGAUGUUAUUGAGAUUUGGACGCCACAUUCUGAGGCUGUGUUUGCUAACUCUUAUCCUCCUUCAUCCUGCAUCUUUAAAGAGAGUGUUCUGGUUUAUAUGAAACCCAUUCUGGAAUUCUUCUCACAGCAUGGCUCCCCUUUCUAUGUCAAUGCAUAUCCAUUCCUGGCUUACAAAAGUGAUCCUGAGCAUAUCGACAUUAAUUAUGCUCUCUUUCAGUCAAAUUCUGGAAUAUAUGAUGCAAAGACUAACCUGCACUAUGAUAACAUGUUUGAUGCUAUGAUAGAUGCUGCUUAUGCUGCUCUGGAAACUGCUGGCUAUAACAACAUGGAAGUUCGGGUUUCUGAGACCGGAUGGGCGUCUAAUGGGGAUGAAGAUGAAGCAGGAGCUACCAUUCAUAAUGCAAGAACAUACAACCUUAAUCUGCGUAAGCGGCUUUUAAAAAAGAAAGGGACUCCGCUUCGGCCAAAAAAAGUGGUGAAGGCUUAUAUCUUUGCAUUAUUUAAUGAGAAUCUGAAGCCAGGGCCAAGUUCAGAGAGACACUAUGGACUGUUCAAGGCUGAUGGCAGCAUUUCAUAUGAUAUUGGAUUCACAGGGCUCAGGCCUUCCUCUGCUUCUCAAUCUCUAGCCUCCCUCAAGGGACUUAAUGCUAGAAGUUGGUGCAAGCCCUACUCUAAGGUGGUUGCAUCAUGUGCCAUAGUUUUGCUUCUGGCUUUGUUAAUAUGACAUUACUUUAACAUUAGAUGCUAAUGUAAAAAGCCAACAUGAACAUGCCAGUCAAAACUUGUAAGCUUCUUUCUCUGCACAGUGUUUGAAGUACCCAAUUGUAGCAUUUAAACUUCCAUUUCCAGGAAACUGCUGAUCAUGUUAUAAAAAUUGAAUCAAGGCAUUUUUUUUAA
Phalaenopsis equestris is the source of this 1742-nucleotide messenger RNA. RefSeq names its product glucan endo-1,3-beta-glucosidase 14-like. The transcript has 4 exons. The record is from RefSeq and is a predicted model, not a curated record. Gene Ontology annotation, molecular function: hydrolase activity, hydrolyzing O-glycosyl compounds. Gene Ontology annotation, cellular component: plasma membrane. The coding region runs from base 352 to 1569 and encodes 405 amino acids. NCBI's taxonomy places the organism in Eukaryota, Viridiplantae, Streptophyta, Magnoliopsida, Asparagales, Orchidaceae. Gene Ontology annotation, biological process: carbohydrate metabolic process.